AGGAUCGGCGCAGAACGGCCCAAUGCACGAUGGCCCCACCUGUCGGCGCGCGGUAGAGAACGGGGUGGCAAAGUGGAGUCUGGACUCUGGAGUGGAGAAAAAGGGUAAGACUUUGGCCGCCCAGGCCCUGACCCAAACCCCUGACCGUGGCGACGGCGGUCGAUCGACGUCGACGGAGGCAGCUAGGAGGUUUGCGACGAUUAACCGGUCGCCCCUGGAUUUUGUGCGUGUGGAGGCAAUGCUAGCGCGUGCGUCUGGCUUUGUGGGCAAAGCAUGGAAGCGAACACCCAAUUUGUCGGUCCAGGUCUUGACCUCGCCGCGCCGCUGCUCCUACAUGCCACCGCAGCUUCGUCAUCUCCACAGUACGCCGACACAGCGGGAAAUACUCCCCGAAGAACAGCAGCUGCUGCAAAAUAAUAGCGUAGGAGCUCUACCAAGGCUGGACUGUAUCUCCAAAGAGAACUGGAGCAAACAGCGCAAUAAUGUCAAUAUGCAGAAUUCAGCUGUUGCUGCUGUCGACUCUAUUAGGGAUACUGUUGAGGGGAGUUUUGACCAGAGGUUUGCAACACUGAAGAGCAUUGGGGAGGAUCGCGUCAAUGACCGCGAGCUUGAGUUACUGCUAAAAAGGAAAUCUGCCCCCAUUUGCUAUGUUUGGUGUGAUCCCUCCCCCUGGAUGCACAUAUCUGAGGGCAUCAUAAAGACUCUCUGUGUUAAUAAGAUGGUUAAUUCUGGUUGUAAAGUCAAAAUCCUAAUGACAGACUGGUUGGCCCGGAUGGACGAUAACAUUGGUGGCAAUCUAAAUAAAAUGCGGAAUAUUGGCUUGUACAAUAUUGAGAUUUGGAAAGCAGUUGGCAUGGCUCUUGAUAGGGUAGAGCUAGUGUGGUUGUCAGAUGAAAUAAAUCGGCAUGCCAAUAAAUAUUGGCCACUCGCCAUGGAUGUUUCAAGAAAAACCACUGUGCAUAGAAUAAAAAGGUGUUAUCGGAAUAGAGAUCCUUUUGAAGAAUUCACUGCUGCUGAUAUAUUUUACCCUUCCUUGCAGUGUGCUACUAUAUUGUUUCAGAAGGUUGACAUAUGGCUGUUGGGCAGGGCUCAGCAUGAGGCCAACUUGUUAGCUAGAGAAUAUUGCAAGCGUGUAAGAAGGGGAAAUGAGCCAAUUGCUCUGUCACACAAUAUACUUCCGAAUUUGUUACUGUACCCUGAAGAAGAACAUAGGAGGAAUCCAUUUCUGGCUAUCUACAUGGAAGAUAUUGAGGUUGAUAUCAGUAGAAAAAUAAUACAUGCUUUCUGCCCUCCAAAAUUGGUGGAAGGCAAUCCGUGUUUGGAGUACAUAAAAUAUAUUGUCUUACCGUGGCAUGGAAAGUUUGAGGUGGUUCGGAAGAAAGAGGAUGGUGGUGACAAGACGUUCCUGAGCAUGGAGGAGCUUACAGCUGAUUAUGUAAGUGGGGCUCUUCAAACUUGAAGCUGGCCCUUGCAAAUUCUUUAAAAAUAAUAUUGCAGCCGGUCCAUGAUCACUUCAUAAGAAAUGCUGAAGCAAAAAGCACAGUGGAAGACAUUAAGGAAUACUACAUUGCAAAGUGAGGAUCUCCGAUGGCUAGGAAUUGUAGAACACUACACUUGGGAGCAGUGGUCACCAAACGCAUGCAAUUAAGGAUUUGGGAUGUAUUUUUUUUUUUUAAAAAACUGUGGUAUUAAGUUUGAAACCUUCAAAAACUAUACUAUCUCCAUCCUUGAGUUUAGGUAUAUGAUGUUUACACAAGCUAAUUAGUUCUAGUUAACUUGUCCUAACAUCAAUAUUUGAGGACGGAGGGAGUAUAGUUGUUCCUUCCUUACGGAUUAGGCCAAAACUAGCGACAAGAUUGCUUUGGCAACGCAGCAGUUGCGUA
Messenger RNA from Sorghum bicolor (sorghum), 1883 nucleotides. Its product is annotated as tyrosine--tRNA ligase 1, cytoplasmic. Gene Ontology annotation, biological process: tRNA aminoacylation for protein translation. Bases 23 to 1459 code for a protein of 478 amino acids. The record is from RefSeq and is a predicted model, not a curated record. The transcript is spliced from 11 exons. Gene Ontology annotation, molecular function: tyrosine-tRNA ligase activity; ATP binding. NCBI's taxonomy places the organism in Eukaryota, Viridiplantae, Streptophyta, Magnoliopsida, Poales, Poaceae.